ACGUUUACAGUUAGCUGUGCUGAUUAUUUGGAAGCGUAUUGGCGCAUUUUACACAUGAAUCAGUGCAUUCUAAUGAAAUAUACAUAAAACAGGAACGCAUAUCUGCAAAAUCACAAACAUUAAUUCAGCAUGGAGGAUCGUGGAGAGUUAAGCUUGGUGAAGAAGGUGGUCCACUCGCUGGUGGUGUCCUCACCAGGAAAACUGACAGUCGAGCAGAUGAUGCGGGAUUACCUCAGCGAAGAGGGCUGCACUUUGCCCUACAGCAAACUGGGAUUCAAGGACGCCGAAUCCUUUCUCCGAUCCAUUCCGGAUAUGGUUACGGUGACGGGCCACGGACAAAUGGCAUGGAUAACUGCAGUAGCCACUGCCAAAUCAGCGCACAUUCAGCAAUUCGUCCGUUGCCAAAAGAAGUCCAAGAAUCGAGGCUUACACAAACCCAAGUAUUGCUACGCCUCCGAGCCAUCCAAUCUGGUCUUCAUUAACGAACGCGCCUCUAAAAGUAAAAACAAGAAAGCUCCGUCCCAAACUUAUCAAAGGCCCAGCAAUCUGAAACUUCCUGUUUCGUAUCCCAACUAUAGUCGACUAUUAUUUCCCGUCCAUACGCCUGUUAUCUACGCUAAUAUUGACCAAAUGAUCAUCACCAGACAGCAACAGAGUACCUUUAGACCACAAAGGACAAGCUUUCCAUGUAACGCCAACUCCAAGUCAUUGAAAGUUAAUGGUUGGUCACAGAACGGCCAAAAACCGGAACCCUCAAAGGAGCAAAACCAUCAGACACAUCCUGAAACAUCUACUGAGAAUAAGCAAGACGUGCCAGCUCAGGAAUCAGAGAAAGAAAACGAGGAAUUGGCCAAAGCUUUUGAAAACCUUUCCGUGGGCGUUGCUCCCACUGGUUACCAAGAAAAGCUAGAGUACGAAAUAUAUGAGGAUGAUGAGGACGAAUUUGUCAGGGACCCCUUUAUCUAUGGAGAGGUUAAAGAUCCAGAUCAAGUGCUUUCAUCCGAGGAUGGGUCUGAUCACAUAUCGAUGACCACAACUCAAUAUAAUGCUGUCAGGCCGCUGGAUCCGCCGGAGGAUUGCUUACACUACGCGUCUUCUGACGAUGGGGAAGAUGAAAAUGCCAUUCCAUCUUAUGCUGUCGACGAUCGGGUUCUAGGCGUUGACUACCCUAAGGAUGCGGUUCGUUCUGAUUUCACACUGCCUUCUCGCGUUAUUGAGUCCAUUAUUGAGGUACAGCAGCGCAUUAGGGUGCAGUUAGUGAGCUUGGUCAAUCCACACAAUUUCAACUUCUGGAUAUAUAACGAAGAGUUUAAAGACUACGAGUCACAGUUUGCCAAUAUGCAAACGUUUUAUGACAAUUGUGCCUCGGAAAAUUACACAAUGCCACUGUUUUUGAUAACUACGGAUCAUCUCUGUGUGGUUCGCGGUACGAGUGGCUGGGAAAGGGCCAAAGUAUUAGGCUACCGGUCCAGUAACAACAAAAUAUCAAUCGAGGUUGAGCUGGUGGACAUAGGCGACAUAAUCUGCGUGUGCCAGCGGAAUGUUAAGUUUCUGCUCAAGCAGUUCGCCUUGCUGCCACGGCAAUGUUUGUCCGGUCGAUUGGCGUUCAUAACGCAGUGGAAGGCUCCAAAAUGGUCCGCAGAAGUUGUUAGCUUCUUCCACGAAAUGAUAUUAUUGCGCCAACUUUACGCCAAGGUCGAAGCUAUUAAGAACAAUACUGCCUAUCUUGUGCUAGUUGAUACGGAAAGACAUGCACACACUAUUAAUUUAAAUAGAGCGCUCAUAGAAUCUGGUUGGGUGCGCCGCUGCACAAGUGUAUAGAUUUGUAUUAUAUUGAUAUUGCAUUAAUUACCACUUGUGUGACUUACUGUUGAGCCCAAUUCAAGUUCCUAUCGCGUCGACAUGGAAUGUCGAACGGAUUAAUUAUGUUUCCCACAGUUUGACUUCAAGGAAACUCGUUAACAUAUUAUUUUAAGGCAAACGCUGUCCUUCUGCUUUCUUUUUAUUAGUUUACGUGUAAUAAAAUACUAGGUUACAUAAAUCCUUCAACAAGUCGCUGUCCUUCGCCUGAUUUAUGCCCGAAAGUAAAACAAACAAGGACUCAAAGACGAACCACUUGCAAAAGAGAUCUCGCUCGCAACUAAAAGUGGCAUCUUGAACGGAAAUUCUGAAUCUGAAUGGAAAAUCAUGAUCUCGCCUGGUGGGCAGGCCCGCAAUAAAUACUUGAAAUGUAACUGAGGCGCUUUAACAAUUCCCUAUAAAAGACAACAUUGUCUAUGUUUUGUAUAUAUAUGUUGUGUAUAUAGUUGGUUUCUUGUCUGUUUUUAGAUUUUUUUUUUUGGUUGUUGUUUUUUUUUAUUUUUUGGUGACCGCUGAAACGACGGCACCCUGAGGUUGGUUUUUCAUAUAUUUUUCAUUAUGUUUUUUUAUUUUUUUUGUUGAGGCUUCUCUACUACGUUGUGUGUCGAGUGGUGUUUUGUUUGUUAGUGAGUGAAAAACUAAUAGUUCAUCUACUAAUGCGCAUUCGUUAAAUUUUUGCUUAAAUACUUUUCAUUUAGUUUUGUUUCUUGGGUUCUUUUCUGGUUUUGUAUAUUGCUGAGUUAUGUUUUCCCUUUUUCUUGUUUUUUUUUUUUUUGCAAUGCGUAUUUAAAUAUGCUAUAUAAUCGCAAUAAUACAUAAUUGUUUUGUUGUUUGUUUGUUGGUUGCUCGAGUA
Molecule: messenger RNA, 2713 nt
Organism: Drosophila sechellia
Lineage: Eukaryota; Metazoa; Arthropoda; Insecta; Diptera; Drosophilidae
Gene: tej
Product: tejas
Exons: 6
Coding region: 130-1821 (563 amino acids)
Biological process (GO): piRNA processing; P granule organization; spermatogenesis
Cellular component (GO): P granule
Source: RefSeq, a predicted model, not a curated record